This is a messenger RNA of Contarinia nasturtii (swede midge), 1064 nucleotides long. RefSeq names its product peptidyl-prolyl cis-trans isomerase. Gene Ontology annotation, biological process: protein peptidyl-prolyl isomerization; protein folding. Lineage: Eukaryota; Metazoa; Arthropoda; Insecta; Diptera; Cecidomyiidae. The transcript has 3 exons. Gene Ontology annotation, cellular component: intracellular membrane-bounded organelle. Gene Ontology annotation, molecular function: peptidyl-prolyl cis-trans isomerase activity. The record is from RefSeq and is a predicted model, not a curated record. The coding region runs from base 130 to 762 and encodes 210 amino acids.
UCGAAUAGAAUCCAUCCGUACCGGUUGACUUUUCAUUUCUUCUCGCACUAGUCAUCACUUUGCGCAUCAAUACAUUCACACUUUCCACACGCACACAUUCAAAAUAAAAUAGAAUACGUGAAUUGAAAGAUGGCUUCCCUCGUAGCUGGAACUCUGUGUCGGCAAGCACGUUCUAUCGGUCGUCUGCAUACGCUCAAUCAGAACCAUUUUGCAAGUCAAUCAAGUUUAAUUCAAUUGUGUCUUCGUAACUUUGCCACUAAAAAAAUGGGAUUACCUCGUGUAUUUUUCGACAUGGCCAUCGAUAAUGAGCCAGCUGGCCGUUUCAUUGUCGAGCUCCGUCCCGAUGUUGUACCAAAGACAAGCGAAAACUUCCGCGCUUUGUGCACUGGCGAAAAAGGUUUCGGAUACAAGGGAUCCACUUUCCACCGUGUCAUUCCAAAUUUCAUGUGUCAAGCCGGUGAUUUCACCAACCACAACGGCACUGGCGGCAAAUCCAUCUACGGUAACAAAUUCGAAGAUGAAAACUUCACCUUGAAGCAUACCGGACCAGGUGUUUUGUCAAUGGCCAAUGCUGGACCAAACACAAAUGGUUCGCAAUUCUUCAUUACAACCGUGAAAACAUCCUGGUUGGACAACCGUCACGUUGUUUUCGGUACCAUCGUCGAGGGUAUGGAUGUGAUCAAGAAGAUUGAAUCCUUUGGCAGCCAAAGUGGGAAACCAAAGAAGAGCAUUUCAAUCGCCGACUGCGGUCAACUCUCAUAAGAUGGGAUAACUCUUUUUUUUUUAUUAAAACAAACAUUGAAACGUCAAAAAAUACCUUGCUCUUUUCACAUUUUGAUGUUUUUUCUUUCUUUCUUUUCUUUAAUGAUUUAAAUUACACAAAACACACAUGUUCAAAAUGUAACGCAUUUCAAUACAGAUAAAGAAACGAAAACAUUAGAUUCUCUUGUAAUUUGUUAGAGUUAUACAAUUGUAUUUGCAUCCAACAACUAAUACUUGUGAAAAGCACAUCUUCAAAAUAACUACAAUAAAAGAUUAUUCCAUAGUAAACAAACGAAAAUAAA